UGAAUAUUUUGGCAGUUUCAUCUUCCAGGUACCUCACUCAAUAGCCGCCAAGCCAUGACGACAAUGACGAACAUGAAUUGAUUGAAUUCAACCACGUCAAGACCACAUCCCGAAAUUGUCUCCUGGAAUAUCGCUGCAGACCUUUGGGCUCGCAAACAUGGCUACGGAUCUCGAAGUCCCCACCGAGGCGCCACCACUGCAUGCCUCGCCCUCUGUUAGCGACAGCAGCGAUGACGAUGACGACAGCAGAGGUGGCGCGUCGGCCGCCGACUCGCAAGUGGAAUGGCUAGCUACAGGCCGCGCGCGCAGGUCCACGGCCGGCAAUCGCAUGAAGAGCAUGAUUGCGCAGGAGGCGGCCGCAGCCGGGGUGGGCGGCGACGAGGGCGACUCAGACCUGGAGCUCCUGUUUGCCGAAGCGGAUGACGACGAGGGCUUCAGCGACAACGCUGACCGAGACGACGGCUCCGACGCGCAGAUGGACUCGAGCUCGGACGACGACGACGACGCCAAGGAGGGCGACGACGAGCUCGAGGGCGAGAAGGAGCUGGAGAAGAUCGCAAAGGAGAAGCGCGCGGCUGCAAAGAAGCGAAAGGCACAACAGGUGAUACCGGCAAAGUUCCGCAAGCGCGUGCGCAUAGAAAGCACCCCGUCGACGCGGGCCGGGUCUGAGCCUGCGGCGCAGUCGUCAUCGCAUCAUCUGCCUAGACGGCAGGUUGUACCUGCGCCUCCUCCCCGGCCGAAGAAGAAGAGUGAGCGGACGAGCUGGCUUCCAAGUGCGGCGGAUAUGCCCACAAGAGCAUCGGAGCGGUCAACGACACGGAUGAGCAAGGAGCAGCUGCACCAGCAAAUGGUGGAGCGAGAAGUCAGGCGGAAGAAACAACUAGAGCAGCAAGAGAAAAAGGCGAAGCGACUCGAAGCACUGAAGAAGCCCCCCAUGACGCAGGCCGAUAGGCUGCGCGAGGCGGAGCUAGUGGAGAAACGCAACUCGAAGAGUCUAAAUAGAUGGGAAGAGGCCGAGAAGCAGAGAGAGGAGGAACGGGAGCGCAAGCUGGCUGCGCUAUACAACCGAACCUUGGAGGGCCCUGUUGUUACAUUCUGGACCGGCAUCAUGGAACUUAGCGAAGGACAGAUGAAGAACGUGGGCAGGAUGGUUGCGAUGGAGGAGAAGGCACCACGGAGGAAGAAGCAGCCUCCUCCCGCAGCCCCGGCUGCAAGUAUCUCCACAUCCACGGAGAAAGACCCGGGUACUGCUCCCAAUACUGUAGUGCCCGGAGCUGCCACGACUGAGGUUGACGCCGACCAGCAGAUGAAGAAUGCACCCCCGGUGGCGGCUGAACAGUCCGAAUCCACCGAAAAGCCGAUCGCGACACCGGCGUUGGCAGCUCCUGUUUUCCACCAGGCUGUUUUCCAACCGAUUGACCUUCCAGCAGAAAAUGUACCUGUAGAAGCUACAGCAACACCCCUUCCAAGUAGCGUGCUCGCCCCUCCUGUGAGCAUGAUGACACCGCCCCCAAUUGGUGCUGUUCAAGGUCCCAUGCAGAUGCCGGGCCUCUCGAUUAAUCCAGGGGUCGUGUCUAACGUCCUUGCUCCUCCAAAUCCCUCGCAAGGAGAGCUAUCUCUGGUGCCUCCUACUUUGACUACCACAGCUACGGAACCCGUGCCUAAGGAGACAGAAACCGCACCUAUACAGUCACAACCCACGCUGCCGCCACCACAAUUGCCCCCAAAAUCUCACUCGGAGGCCCCAAAGACGGCAUCCACCCAAGAGCCAGAAAAGGAUCCGUCACCGCCAGAGGAUAAAGAUCCAACUGCGGCCAAGACGGAGUCGGAGUCAAGUGUCAAUGGAAGGGUCACCAGGAGCUGCAUUGUACUGCAGAACUUUGACGAAGAAGCGAUCAAGGACAAGACGGUGCAAACUCAAAUACUGUUCGGGCGGAAGUUUACCAAGCUUGCCAAGCCUGGACAUGCUCCUCACUGCGUUAUUACGAACCAUGUGGCAAAGUACAGGGAUCCUAAGACGGGCCUGCCAUUUGCCAACAUGAACGCCUACAAGGAGAUCCGUCGGUUGACCGAGGGCGACUACAAGUGGAGUAGCAUUCUGGGGACAUGGGCCGGUACUGGGGAACUCGCUGCGAAAGGCGUGCCGAACCGCUUUCUUCACGGCGGGCCGAAAGAAGAGAGCCCACCGCCCGCCAUCGCUGAAGUUCAAACCGACAGAAACUUGCCAGCCGUGCCACCCCAUCCUGCAGAAUCAAAGGUUUUGCCAACAACCCCUGCACAAGCAUCUAAGCAAGCCCCAAAUAUACCACGGGCGAUACCUGCGCAGGCCCCUGUGCCCUCUGUCAACCCUUCUUCUUCAAGUGGUCCUAUAGCUACCGCAAGCACUGGUACUUCUCACAUAGGUGUCAGCACCCAAACUGUACCUCCUCUGCGGCCCGUCUCGUCAACCCUAACGACGAAAGUCGAUACAUCGACUGUAAAGGCUUCGCCAAAAAUCAAUCCUCGACUUGGACCGCCUACCAGUGUGCCUGUGCCCACGUCAGCACCAGAAACUCAGUUUACACCAACACCAAAUGCGACCGCAUUACCAAAGUCUCAACUUCCAUCAACACCAAACGUGACCGCAGCAACACCCUCUAUGCCUGCAAAUACAGUCCCGAAGCUACCUGAGCCAAGCCCAGCACCAAUUUCCCCUGCUCCCACUCCAGCGCCCGGCUCAGAUGUAGUGCCUUUUGGUCAAUCUUGAUGAUAGCAGGCGUGCUCGAACAUGGGCGAACCGUCUACUACUUUUAGGUCCCGAGCAUCAGGGCUAGUCUCAGGGUAUUCAUCAUCUUCUCCCAAGGGGGAACAUUUAUUUAGACUACGAACACAUCAGCGAAUACCCUGUCCUGUUUAACAAUCACUGAACGGGCUACCCUCUGCAAUUUUUUGAACUGAUCAGGUUGGUGUCAGCACCUACAGUAUACAGGGAAGGUCCUGCUGGCCUUUGUGAAAAAAAAAGAUAAAGCGUGUUCAAUGCGGUGCGUCGUUUUUCAUGUCCAUCACAUGCAACUCAACUAGGGGAAGUUUAGAAUUGUGUUCCCUAUCCGCCAUGACCGUCCUGUCUUUGAGGCGCCAAUCAACUGUCUGCCCGGGACCAUCUUGUCCUUGGCACGCCAGCUGCUGCUGCGAUGUCACCUCGCAGUUGUAGUAACCGCCCUUGACUCCAUCGUCGAUAAAGUGCGCCCUGUUGAACCCGAGCCUGUCCGUCACGGUGACAUUCUGGAAGAACGCGUAGAGCCUGUUCCUACCGUCCUCCGACAUGAGAUACAGCCUCUUGGUCCCGCGCUCCAGGUAAAAGGUGUCACUGGCGGCGUUGCACCCUGAUCCCGGUCCCAUAGUGCGCGUUGCGCCUCCGUCGGCGGUGGUGGCGCCCGUCUCGUCCGCCUUCAGGGGCAAGACUGCGGCGGGAUGCUUGCCUGCGAGGGCAGGAGAGAUCAUCUCCAAAUGAAAGGACACGUCCGGGAUCCUCGGGGGCAGUGGCAUGUUGCGAGCUUCGCCAGCGCCGAUGCCAAUGUGUGUCAGGUCUUGGACAAAGCGGCGUUCUGUGCUGGCCGAGUCAAAAGCUCCGUGGGGGGCGGCAGCGACUAAGCAAAUGGGUAGACCGAUAUACAGGAGGGUGGGUAACAUGUUGGGCAUUUGCGAGGACUGAGGAUUUUAGUUUACAGAGGAAGUUGCAGAGUUUGUUGACGUAGCCUAUAGCUAUAACUGUUGGCUUGGUCUCUGUAAUUCCUAAUACAAAGAUGGACUGGGUACAAGGCACAUAUAUAUGCUGCGAGCGCAGGGUCAACUAUUCAGAGCUUCGAACCUAAUAUCAUGCACGUAGUGGGGGGAAAACAUAUUCAGCCACUCUCAAUCGAGGUCCGGG
Molecule: messenger RNA, 3907 nt
Organism: Pyricularia oryzae 70-15
Lineage: Eukaryota; Fungi; Ascomycota; Sordariomycetes; Magnaporthales; Pyriculariaceae
Exons: 2
Coding region: 158-2746 (862 amino acids)
Biological process (GO): chromatin remodeling; regulation of DNA-templated transcription
Cellular component (GO): nucleus
Molecular function (GO): ATP-dependent H2AZ histone chaperone activity
Source: RefSeq, a predicted model, not a curated record